Messenger RNA from Ascochyta rabiei, 2538 nucleotides. RefSeq lists its product as uncharacterized. Lineage: Eukaryota; Fungi; Ascomycota; Dothideomycetes; Pleosporales; Didymellaceae. The transcript has 5 exons. Bases 1 to 2538 code for a protein of 845 amino acids. The record is from RefSeq and is a predicted model, not a curated record. Gene Ontology annotation, molecular function: DNA binding.
AUGAGUUUGAACGGCGAUUCAAAGCUCACACACGACCAGUGGAACAGCAAGGCACCCAUGCCUUCCCCAUUCAAGAACUGGCUAGAGACACACGGUAAAGAUGCAUUCAAAGAUUUUCGAGAAGAUCACCCCACAAGCAAACUUUCGUACGAGGCCUGGUGUCAAACCGAACAGGUCUACGGCGGAUAUUUAUUCUACGCAGCUUCGAUGAUCUGGGACGAAGAUGGCUCCUCCGAAGAUGAACGCACAAAACGCCGUCGCAUUGCGCGUGUUCCGGACAACGAUCCGAAAAAGACAGUGUUUACCAACGGAAACGGAGCGCCGCGUACUGCGGGCUCAGCAACACCAAUGCCGGUGGCAAACUCAGGUGAACUAAGUGCGUCUGGCAAAAGAAAGAGAAAGCCGCGAAAGAAAUAUCUGUCGCAGGAACUCGUAGCAUCUGAUGAAGAGCUAGAAGAGCGGGUAGAGGCUACACCAGCCAACAAUGGAGCUGCAGCACCCACAGCGCCAGCUAUCGCUGUCAACGGCCGACGCAAGUCGAGUUCGCGGAAGCCCCGGAAGAAGCCUCUUUCUGAGGAAACGAUAUCGCCCGAGGACGAGAAUGACGAUCCCAUGGAAAUUGAUGCCGCCUUCAUUGCAUCUCCUCUCCCCGUCAGAUCUGCUCCACGUACAGCCGCUGCGACGAAACAGCUAGAAUCACCAAAGAAGGCAACACUAAAACAAAGCUCAGUCAAGAAGUCAAGAGAGUCAUUUCUCGUAAGAUUGCCCUUCCAUCUUUGGGAUGCUGUAAACUUAGAUGAGAAGUCCGAAGAGAUGGUACUUGAUAAGGACUCCGAUAACAAAGGUGCUUCUGUCGCUGAAGUCUCACGACCCGCGGUCACGCCAGCUGCCAAACCUAGUGCCAAUGCCGAGUUCGGUGUAAAGGCAGACACAAAUACAGAUCAAGUCGCAGAAACAGCGACAGCCGAAGGCACACCAGACCCGUCAACUGCAAACACUAGACGAGGAUUGCGCAACCGAAAGCCUGCGCAACAACGGCCGUACUACCACGAUGCGCAACUCUUUGAGGAUACAGAGACCGGUUCUGAAGAAGAAGGUAGUCUUGAACUGUCCUCUCCAGCGCAAAGCCGAAAUAAUUACGACAUGUCCGAUUUUCCUGCUGGUGCUCUCUGGGACAUUCUUAUCUCAGAGGUGGACAGGCUCUACGAUCCGCCAAAUCCCGAAUGUGGCGAGAAACACAUGAGCCCGGAGAGGCUUGGUGAUGUAGACAACGACCUACCCAAAACCAAGCACUUCAAAGGCAAAGGGCGGGCGUGGAAGAAGGAGGGGUCAGAUGAGGAUGAGGAGUUCACACCAAAGCAGAAGAAGGCCGCGAAAGCCGCGAAAGCCAAAGCUGACAAGGCAAACGCUAAGGCGGAGAAGGCUGCUGAAAAGGCUGCAGCCGAUGACAACCCCAAGCAGAAGAAGAAGAUCGGGCGGCCAAGGAAGAGCAAUCUGUCCGAGGACGCCGUCCGCGAUGAGUCUGAUAACGAUACAAGCGUACUCGGGGGUGAGACUAAUCCUCAAACGACACCCACACAGCCGCCGAAACGUGGUCGAGGACGUCCACGCAAAAGCGCACUAUCCUCCGAACUCGUGCGUGACGACUCGGAAGACGAGGCUCCAGCACCAGCGCCUAAGCCAGUAGAGCCCCGGACAAUGAUCGACUCCACAACCCCACCCAAGCCCAAAUCCACAUCUCGCCCGUCUACAGCGACCAGCACAACGCAUGUGGCGACACCCAAGAAGCGCGGCCGCCCACGCAAGUCAGACAUCAGCACAACACCCGCAAAGUCGUCUGCUACAGGGGCCGACGAAACCGAGGCCCAUGUACCACAGCGACGCGGCUCAUCCGCCACCUCACCAGCAAACGCAGCCAAGCCAAAAACGACGCGGGCGCGGACCAGUAUCUCGUCGGCGCCUGAUGCACCCACGCCGGUGUCAGCGUCAGCGUCAGCAUCAACGUCAACACCAGUUUCAACAGCAAGGGCAAUACCCAACUUGAACCGCGGCGCCGCUCUUGUCGAGUCGCUGUACCCCCGCGAGCCAUCACACGCUCCAUCUCAAGCUUCGCCAGUAUCCACACCAGCGCCCACGCCCACUGCGCCCGCGAGUCUGUCAAUAGGAGAACCGGCUUUUGCGUCGACGGAAGCGUCGGUCCAGCCGCCGCUGGAAGUAGAGGGAGUAGCCGCGAAGGAAGCAGAGACGAAGGAAGCAGAGAUGAAGGAAGCAGAAACGAAGGAAGCAGAAACGAAGGAAGCAGAGACGAAGGAAGCAGAGACGAAGGAAGCAGAGACGAAGGAAGCAGAGACGAAGGAAGCAGAGACGAAGGAAGCAGAAACGAAGAAAGAGGAGAAGGAAGAAGAGAAGGAGAAUGAGGAGAACAAAGAGGAUAGAGAGGAUAAGGUGGAUACACAUGAUCCACCAGACCCUACUCCCAUGGAUCAAGACCGGGAAAUGAGCGCAAGCAUGAGUCUGAGUUCCGACAGCGAACUGUAG